Molecule: messenger RNA, 3138 nt
Organism: Danaus chrysippus (African queen)
Lineage: Eukaryota; Metazoa; Arthropoda; Insecta; Lepidoptera; Nymphalidae
Source: the annotation of a GenBank genome assembly
AUGCCAGUGACAAGGAGCAACAAGGGCUCAGAGAGGAGGGAGUCGACACCCGUCGGCACCGCCGAAGCAUCGGCGCCAGUAGUUCCUGCGACCUCGGAGCAUCGAGUUCAAGAAACGGCCGCUACAAGAGCGGAGAGACCCGCUUCGAGAUUACGAGUCGCCCCGGAACGUGACGAACCAACAGAGACGUCAACAGAGCCGACAACUGAAGCGACGACCACAAGCUACGAGACAACAGUCACCGAGACAACGAAAAGGCCGGAUGACGACUCACGGGCCAAAACCAGGACGGCCAAUCGAAGUCGGGCAGCCUCCGUGAAAAGCGACCUAGCUCGAAGACGUAAAGAACUCGAGAUGCGAGCCGAGCUUGCGGAGCAGGAGCUCCGUGAAGCUCAAGCUAGGACCGCUGCGACCAGAGCCAGGCUGGAGUUACUACAGCUGGCCGAGGAGGAUGAAUCGGACGCUGAAGACCCGAGGAAUAAAGAGGCGGACGUUCGUCAAUGGCUGGAGGAGACCGCCGAUACCGUGCCCCCGAAGGAGCACGAUGCCCACGCGUUCCCGAAGGAACUUAUGGAGACUCCCGAAAAAGAGUGCAUCCAAACGCAGGCGUCGGCAGCGGUCAAGCCAGACCAACAACCCGCCGGAACUAAAGACCUGGCGGAAGCGAUUAUACGAGCAAUACAAUCCGUACCGAAAGGAGGGGCUUCGGUGCCAUCUUAUGUAACGGAGUUACCCUUCUUCGACGGGGCCAUCGGCGAAUGGCUCGCCUUCCGGACGGUGUACGAAGACACCGAGAAGCUAUUCACGGCCCCACAGAACAUGGCGCGAUUGAGGCGCGCUAUCAAGGGAGCGGCAAGAGAGGCGGUGAAGAGCCUCCUGUACUCUGAGUGUCGCCCAGAGGACAUAAUGGACGCCUUGAAGCGUCGUUUCGGACGACCGGACACCCUAGUGCUCGCUGAAAUGGAGAAACUGAAACGAUUAGCGAAGAUCAGCGAGAGCGCGCACGACGUAUGUUCGUUCGCUAGCCAAGUGAACAACGUCGUCGCCACAGUGAAGGGGUUGAGGAAGCCUCAGUACCUACAGUCUCCAGAGAUCAUGAGAAUUAUAGUAGAGAAAUUACCUGCAGUACUGAAGUACCGAUGGUUCGAUUACGCCGCCAAUUAUGAAGAGUGCAACAUAGCGACAAUGGCGGCAUUCCUGAAUAGAGAAGCGGAUCGGUGCGGGCCAUACGCGCUCACAGAAACGGCCCUGAGAAGACAGGGCGCGUACCGACCACAGGCCGCGCAUACGGCAACGGACGUCGCCGAAGAAAGAAAACCCGCGUGUCCACAUUGCCGAGGCGAGCAUGCAUUGACGGGGUGUAAAAGAUUCCUGCAAGCAUCAGUGAAAGAACGAUGGGAGAUAGCCACCCGAAGCAGAGUGUGUUUCAAGUGCCUCGGGGGCAAGCACCGCAAGGAGAACUGCAAGAAGCCGGCGUGCAAAGAGUGUAAAAGGAUGCACCAUAACUUACUUCACGCACGCAAGGAGGAAGAAGCAACGGAGGAGGCAGAGAUCUCCAACAACGUCAGAUUACCGGUGAACACCUUAUCGACCACCAGGGCGUACUUGAAGAUCGUCCCGGUGAAGGUGUUCGGCCCCGAAGGGUCAUUAGACAUACUGGCGUUGUUGGACGAAGGAUCGACUGUGACCUUGCUAGACGCCUCCGUUGCGGAUAAGCUCGGCCUCGCGGGACCGAAGGUGCCCCUGCGAUUAGAAACAGUGGGAGGCGAGACGCUAGGCAGCGAGAGAUCAAUGAAGUUCGACAUGAGGAUCAAAGGAUUACAUCAUCCACGAACACAACGACUCGUGGGAGUUCGAACCAUCGAAGGUCUGAACCUGACGCCUCAAAUCUUAGACGAGGCCCGGCUGAGAGAGUGUUCCCAUCUCAGCCGGAUGAGCUUCGGCACCGAAGAAGAAGCCAUCAGAGUAGCCCAGGACGUGGACCACAUCCACAGGAGGGCAGGGUUCGAGCUCCGGGGCUGGGCAUCGAAUAGGCCUGCGGUGUCGAGCGCUCUAUCAGGGGAGGUAGUCGGGGAGGAGGUGGAGCUGGGGUCCAAGGAGGAAAAGACCCUGGGGCUGCGUUGGUUUACAACCGAGGACACAAUGGGCUUCCGGACGGAGAUGAGAAACAUCGAAGAAGACGUCACGGGAGCCAGGAAGACGCCUACGAAGAGGCAAGUGACCAGCGCAGUCAUGUCCACCUUCGACCCCAUGGGCCUCGCUUCGCCAGUCCUGAUACAGGGAAAACGGCUACUCCAGAACUUGUGGCGGAGCGGGGUCGGGUGGGAUGAUCUUGUGACACCUGAAAGCGAAGAGUCGUGGAGGGAAUACCUCCUCCACGUACAGCUCCUAGAGAGCUUGAGGAUCCCGCGGUGCUUCGCAUCCGCAUCGGGAGAGGGCGAGUUGCAUACAUUUACGGACGCCAGCGAAGCGGCGUAUGCGUGCGCCGUGUAUUGGAGAGAAAAGAAGGACGGCGUGUGGACAACCCACCUGCUCGCCGGGAAGGCGCGCGUUACGCCGCUCAAACCGGUGUCCAUUCCGCGGUUAGAGCUUCAAGCCGCGCUGCUGGGGACAAGGCUGGCGCAGUCCGUCCUAGAAGAGUUAGACGUCGUACCGAAGAGGCGUACAUACUGGACGGACUCCAGCACCGUGCUAGCAUGGAUCCGGUCGGACCCUCGAACGUUUAAGCCAUUUGUGGCGCACAGGCUGGCCGAGAUCGAAGAUACGUCCCGACCGGACGAAUGGCGCUGGGUGCCCACCAGCCAGAACCCAGCAGACGACGCUACACGUAGAACCCCAAAGGAUUUCACCGCGAGACACCGGUGGUUUACGGGCCCCGAUUUCCUCGCGAAGGAGGAAGACAAGUGGCCAGAGCACCGAAGGUUCAAGACGUCCAUCACCGGGGAAGAGAAAGAAACGAAGCACCUCGUGGCCGUCGUUUCACCCAGCAGCCUUCCCACACCUGACCCUGUGAGAUUCUCCAGGUGGGUAAGGCUCCUACGGGCGACCGCGAGGGUGCUUCAAUUUGUGCAUCUGUGCCGCAAGGAAAAGGCUCUGAGCGCACGAUCCAGCGACCCGGUGUGGACGAGGAAACACUGA